AUGCUCAACGCCGCUGAAGCGUUCGCGAGAACUUUCAAGGCAGCGGCGUUCCGUGGCCAGCUCCAAUUCUUUCCCAAGUACCCACUCAGGGCGCUCGUCCUCCCCGGUGUCCUUGUCUUCCAAGCGCGCAAUCUCCUCUCGCCCGAGGAGCUCGUGCCAGCACGAGGCAUUAUGAAGGAACCGAGGGGCAUACUAGACGGUUUACCCGAAAGUGUCACACGCGAUCACGCAUUUGGAGGUGUGCAACGCUCGUACCGACGCCUACAUGAGGCCAUGACGAACUGGGGCAGUUCUGAACUUGUGCAAGAUCCAAUGCAAGACCUCGAUGUCUUCCUCACCCAGAUGGGGUUCAUGUUUGGCGAUGAGGCAUUGGACAUGCUCUUUCGCCCGGAGGAGUCUAGCCUCGCCCGCACGCAGGUUGCUUUGGCCAGAGGAAGGCCUGCCAAUGACUCGUUUCGCCAGCAGCCUUGA
Messenger RNA from Cutaneotrichosporon cavernicola, 471 nucleotides. RefSeq lists its product as uncharacterized. Lineage: Eukaryota; Fungi; Basidiomycota; Tremellomycetes; Trichosporonales; Trichosporonaceae. The coding region runs from base 1 to 471 and encodes 156 amino acids. The transcript is spliced from 3 exons. The record is from RefSeq and is a predicted model, not a curated record.